CACGUCGAGCACAGAUCUCCGUGGAAACGGUGACUAUUCCUCCCUCCAUCCCUGCCUCUCUCUCAGCCGGGUUGCUCCAGGGAUGGUCGACACUCGGAAGCGUUCAGACCAGUCACACACGAACCAGCAUGUGUUGAUAGGAACCAUAACGGAACCAUGACGGAUUGCCAGUCAGGACUUGGGACGAGCAGACCGCUGGAGGACAUGCACGUGCACGAGUUCGCGCUCAUCGAGAGACCAAACCGCAGAAGUGUAAAGACUGCAGAGGAAAUCAGUCAGCUGACAGUGGAUGAAAACCUCAACGAUAUCGACAGAGCCGUCUACCUGCUCAGUAUGGGCCAGGAGGUGCAGCGAGCGAGCGUCAUCGCUAACCUGCCCUUUCUGAUCCGUCAGAAUCCAGCAGAAACGUUCCAUUGGGUGGUACCGAAGAUUCGGGAAGUCUUAGGUGGAGCUGGAACUGAAAUUCAACUAGCAGCGGCAGUGUCGUUUCUGACCGUUCUACAGGAUGACAUCGUCCUGAUCCACACCCACACCUACUCCAUACUGAAGACGGUCCUGCUCCACCUGAACCACCGAGAUGCAGCGGUGAGUAAUGCCUGGCUGGAGACUCUGUUGUGUGCCAUCGACGUUUUACCAAAGGAGACAAUCAAACAGGAGGUGCUGAGACCUCUUGUUUUUCAACCUCUGCCUUCACAUUCUCUCCACACCCGUUUGGCCCACUGUCGCAUUCUGGGCAAAGUUUCCUGCAAACUGGAUUGUCACCUGGUCAAGAAAGAGCUCUUGCCAUUGGCUCGUGCUUUAUGUCAGGAUCCAGAAUUUGAGGUUCGAGCAUGCAUGUGCCGCCAGUUGGAGAAUAUUGCCACGGCAACAGGUGCAGAUGAAACCAGCACACAACUGCUGCCUGACUUGGUUGACUUGGCGAGAGACGGGCACUGCGACGUCCGUCUUGCAGCAUUGGACACCAUCAUCAACCUGAUGGAGAAGAUUGACAGUGAGAACAGACUCCGUGUUGUGGUUCCCUUGGUGAUGUCCGUGACCCAGGCAGAUGAUGCAAUAUUGGCAUCUUUGUCAUUUCAGUUUGGAAAAAUCUGCAGUCAACUCGCAGGUUGUCUGUCGGAUGAGCAGAAGGUCCACUUGCUGCAGACGUUCAAGUCACUUUGUGUGGUUGGUCUCGAUACUGAAAGAAAGCAAGACGUUGGCAUGCAGACAACGCUGAUCCGGUGCAACUGCUGCUACAACCUGCCGACCAUGUUGGCCUUUGCUGACUCCUCCCACUUCCUGACCGACCUGUACCUGUCAUUUUCAAGUCUUUGUUGUGAUCCCGAAGUCAGCGUCCGAAGAAGUGCAGCUUCCUGUUUUCAUCAGGUGGUAGAGUCGCUCACUUCAAAUGUUCCUCUGGUCCACAAAGAGCUUCUGAUGCUGUUGAAAGAUGACGCUCUGGAGGUGUUGGAUGCUCUGAUGAAUCACUUAGAGCAAACUCUGGAGGUGGUUCUGUUCAGAGGAGAGAAACUGAUGCAGGAGCAGAAGGGUUCCUUCCAGUCUUCCGCACUGCUGUCGGCUCUGCUGUCAGCUGAGCAGAAGGUUAGUGGUUCUCUGCGCUGGAGGCUGCAUGAAAAGCUGUUGCAGCGUUACAGCAAUCUGGCCAAACUUCUCCCCGGAGAGCCACUGCACCAGAGUCUGUCUCCUCGCAUUUUUCUUAUCCUCACCAGCAACAAGGUGUUGCCAGUGCAGAGAGAGGCUGCACGAAUGUUCUGCACAUUCCUUCGCUAUAACCACAAACAGGAGCAUCGUCGAGAGAUGAUGGAGUGGAUGAUCCAAGCUCUGGCUCAGGGGCGAAGUUACUGGAAUCGUCUACGAUUUCUUGAUGUCUGUGAAAAGGCCAAUGAGAUUUUCUCCAGGAAGUUUUUCAACAGACAUUUCUUGAUCCCAGCUCUAGAACUGGUACAUGAUCCUGUGGCCAACGUCAGGUACAAACUCUGCCACAUGCUGCCCUUGUUGCGGUCAUCGCUGCGCCUGCCUGUCGACAAUCGGCUAUUGAUGCAGCUGGAUUUCUGUGUGCAGAGGCUCCUCUGCACGGAGAAAGACAAAGACGUGGUCACGGCCAUUCACAAGGUCGUGUUGGAACUUGACAAACUGGAUCUCACAGAACCCUUUCAGAGGAGGAAAAACAACAAUUUGUUGGACCACAAGAAAGAGGCAGAAGAGACUCUGCUGCUGGAGAUGGAGCAACUGGAAAACCAGCAGGACGAAACCAAAUCGAAUUCACUCAAACAGUCAGAGAGACGACGAAGUGACCGUAAUCCCAGUCUGUCAAAGUCAAGCAAGUCUAAGUCACUGUCCUUUUCGGUGUCCUCAUCUUGUAAAGAGAUGAGGAGGGUCAAACUAUCACGGAGUCGAUCCCUCAGCAGUCAGCCACCUGUCUGCAAACCCGACACGCCACAACAAACUAGCAGUCGGAAAGAGUUAAGUGGUCUUUGUGCGAGUUGGAAGUCAUCAAUACUAAACAACAAAGAUGAUUUCUCAACUACCAACCUUACCACGGCUGUGCUGUCUAAGUCUUCGCCCACCUCGUAUAAACCAGUGCUGAUCUGCAGACACUUCACCGACCUCCCUGACCCGAUGGCUUCAGAAGGAAAAGCAACAAACACUUUAGACCUCAGGGAUUGUCAUUAUAUGACGAACCAUAGAGCCAGUCAUUUAGAUAAUAGUACUGGUCCUAUUGAACACAGAAAUAAUACCGUGGUCCAGAGACGAACCACCUUGGACCGAAGGACAAAUACUUUAAGCCAAACAAACCUUGGGACUAAUGCUUUGGACCAGAGCGACAACGGCAGCAGUAAGAACAGCUUCAUGUCCCAGCGCAGUAAAUCCAUGGAUCAGCACAGCACUGCAGUGAAGGACAGCAAGUCAAGGAAGUUGUUCAUGAAGUCCAACUCUUUCAGCGUACAAUCAGGAUGUCUGUGACAUGAAGGACAUCAGCCUUUAUACGAUCAAAAAUAAAGGAAGGAGGACCAUAACAAACAUCUCCAAUUUGAUUGGUCGAGUGAACACCUCAAAAAAUAAAUGUGCCCAUUGGUUUGAUUGCUGAUUGUUGGAAGCACAAUUUGAUUUGUAUUUAUCAUCAAACGUACACUUUGGUUAUUCUGUGACAUUUAAGAGGCAAACUUGUACUGCUGUUGUGUGUCAAAAUAAUAUUUGUUAUUAAUUUGAUCAGAACAUGAUACCACUCAUGAUAUAAUUAUUGUUUAUUUGUGUAAAUAAUGACAGGAACAUGAGUUUUCUGUUUACGUUCAAGCUGAGGGAAGUUCACCAUCAUUUCUACAUUUGCUUAAAAGGAAUCUUUUUUUUUUUUUUAAAGAUUACUAGUUCUGCUUCCUUUCAAUGAACAUUUUCAGCAUUUCCUUUACGUUGAAAUUAAGUCAUUAUGUAAUCACAUUUAACAAGCACAAUGGGAAAAACUACAACUGGUGAAAGGUCAACUCAUGCACAGGUGUUGAUUAUAGAGUAUAAAUGUUCCUAAUAAAGUGGUCACUACAGACGCGACCCGACUUACGCACGUUCCAUGUUUGUAAAGUUUUGUCAUUUUCUAAUGUUACUAUUUGUAUAUCACUAUUCCUUUGCUGUUGUUCUCUUGCUUUUUUUGUUUGCAUGUUGUUGUUUUUUUCGCUGUGAGGAUUUGCAGCAGUUAGUUUUCGGCCAAAUGUUGUAAUACGCUUAAGGCACACAACUCAAAAUUUGGAUGCGUGGACGCAUUGUGAAGAAAAAGUGACCGAAUAUUUGUAACGCCAGUGUUUGUAAGUAGAGUGGCGUCUGUAUAGAAUCCCCAGAUACAUGCAGCACA
Nerophis ophidion (straightnose pipefish) is the source of this 3841-nucleotide messenger RNA. It is a transcript of the gene ppp4r4, whose product is annotated as protein phosphatase 4, regulatory subunit 4. Gene Ontology annotation, cellular component: protein serine/threonine phosphatase complex; cytosol. NCBI's taxonomy places the organism in Eukaryota, Metazoa, Chordata, Actinopteri, Syngnathiformes, Syngnathidae. Gene Ontology annotation, molecular function: protein phosphatase regulator activity. Bases 157 to 2964 code for a protein of 935 amino acids. The record is from RefSeq and is a predicted model, not a curated record. The transcript is spliced from 25 exons.